AGCAGUUUUGAAUAUCAGAGCACAGCAGACAGCACAACAUAAUAUAGAACUCAGUCAACUUUCGAAAACCAACUACUCAUAAUCAAUAUGAAGACAAUCGUACUUUUUGCCGGUCUCCUCUGCGCUUUCUUCCUGUUCCAAGCGAUUAAUGCAGCGCCUGCUGGUGCAGAUGUUGGAGAAUUAGAAGAAGCGGAAUUACCCGGAUUGGAGGAGCAACAACUUUCGGAAUCGAUUCGUCAAAAACGCGCCACUUGCGAUCUACUGAGCGGUUUCGGCGUCAAACACAGCGCAUGUGCGGCCCAUUGUUUACUUCGUGGCAAACGUGGCGGUUACUGUAAUGGACGUGGUGUUUGCGAAUGCCGAAACUAAGCAUGAGUGACUUAAUAGAGGGGAUAAACGCUUCUUUAACUCUAGAAGAAUUCAUUAAUUUAAAAUAAGAAUUUGCAUUUUGAAAUAAAUAGGUUAUGAUGAAAAAUGAAAUAAAAACAUUUAAGUAUUAAAUAAACAAACUUUUUGAAGUUA
Messenger RNA from Zeugodacus cucurbitae (melon fly), 522 nucleotides. Its product is annotated as sapecin-like. The transcript has a single exon. Gene Ontology annotation, biological process: defense response to bacterium; humoral immune response. The coding region runs from base 88 to 369 and encodes 93 amino acids. The record is from RefSeq and is a predicted model, not a curated record. Lineage: Eukaryota; Metazoa; Arthropoda; Insecta; Diptera; Tephritidae.